Molecule: messenger RNA, 957 nt
Organism: Gambusia affinis (western mosquitofish)
Lineage: Eukaryota; Metazoa; Chordata; Actinopteri; Cyprinodontiformes; Poeciliidae
Exons: 4
Coding region: 1-957 (318 amino acids)
Biological process (GO): response to bacterium
Source: RefSeq, a predicted model, not a curated record
AUGAUUCCUCUUAUGUUUAUUGGCUAUGUGACAUGUCUGAUCCUGGUUCAUUUGGAAGCUCAGACUCCAUCACCGUCUUUGCAUUUUGAAUCGGUCAACAUCGGCUCAAAUGUGACUUUAAAGUGUUUCCAUAAAGAAACCGAUGGAGUGAUUUUCUACUGGUAUAAACAAACUCCAGGGCAGAAACCACAGCAGAUGUCAGAGUUUUAUAGAUAUAAGAGAAAUGGCUCAUUUACUGGUGAAUUUUGCAACGAUCCACGAUUUGAGCUGGAAACUGGCAAAGAUAAAAACCACUUGAGGAUCUCCAAUGUGCAAAUGUCAGACUCUGCUACUUACUACUGUGCAGGAAUUGAUACAUAUCUGUAUAAAUUUCUAGAGGGCACUACAGUCCAUGUAAAAGAAUCAAAUCUGAACAUUUGGACCUUGGUCAAUCAGUCCAGAUCUGAGAUCAUGCAGCCAGGAGGUUCUGUGACUCUGAAGUGUACGGUACAAAGUGGGACCUGCGAUGGGCAACACAGAGUUUUCUGGUUCAGAAACUCUGAAGAACACCUUCCAGAGAUCAUUUACACCAAUGGAGCCGGUGAGGACCAGUGUAAGAAGAAGCCAACCACACAGGCACACAGCUGUGUGUACAGCCUCUUCAUAGAGAGUCUGAACGAGUCGAGUGCUGGGACCUACCACUGUGCCGUUGCCUCAUGUGGACACAUUCUGUUUGGAAAGGGGAUGCAGCUGGACCAUGAGAAACAGUCUGACUCCCCGGUCCUGCUGUACGUCUUGAGUGGAGCUUUAGCAUUCAGCAUCAUCAUGGUGGUAAUUCUGGCUACAAGUGCAAAUGAUCACGAGGAUGCAGAGAAUCUCCAUUAUGCUGCUUUAAACAGUAGUAAACUCAGCAGAUCGAGAGAGAAGAGGGACGCCAUCAGUGAAGUUGUGUACUCCAGUGUUGGGCCUCAGAACUGA